Messenger RNA from Oncorhynchus nerka (sockeye salmon), 894 nucleotides. Its product is annotated as zinc finger CCHC domain-containing protein 7-like. Gene Ontology annotation, biological process: nuclear polyadenylation-dependent CUT catabolic process; nuclear polyadenylation-dependent snoRNA catabolic process; nuclear polyadenylation-dependent snRNA catabolic process. Lineage: Eukaryota; Metazoa; Chordata; Actinopteri; Salmoniformes; Salmonidae. Gene Ontology annotation, cellular component: TRAMP complex. The coding region runs from base 266 to 589 and encodes 107 amino acids. Gene Ontology annotation, molecular function: RNA binding; zinc ion binding. The record is from RefSeq and is a predicted model, not a curated record. The transcript has 8 exons.
AGACCAGGGCAUCAUACUGAACCUGGAGGGAGAAGGAGACAUUAAAGACGGUGACGAGGGAACCUGGUUGAUAGCGGACAGAGACAGAGAGGCUCAGAUCGUGAACCGGCGUGGGGGCGGUCCUCGGGGGAAGCGGGUGGCGAACCGUUACUAUACCGACAAGAACGUCACCUGUCACAGCUGUAAGAAGACUGGACACCUCUCCAAGAGCUGCCCUACGCCCCCGGAGCCGUGUUGCUUGUUGUGCGGGGAGCGUGGUCACGCGAUGCUGUCGUGUCCCAGCAAACAUUGCAGGAACUGCGGUCUGCCCGGUCACUUGGACGAGGUGUGUGUCGUACCCAGCCUCCGAUACAGAUGGUGUUUUCGCUGUGGUGUACAGGGACACCUUAACGACGCCUGCCCAGAGAUAUGGAGACAGUACCACAUCACGACUAAGUCAGGUCCUGUACUGGUGGUAGAAGGAGAGGACAACGCCAGGACCAACCCCUGCUGUUAUAACUGUUCUCUCAGGGGCCAUUUUGGAUUUGACUGCUCAGUGAGGAGAAUGUUUGGGUGUUUCCCCCAACUCUCCCCUCAUCAACCAAUAUGACUCCUGCCUCUCGAUCCGCAACCAGAUUACCGAGCUCAGCUCAGAGUUCAAGAGUUGAAGGACGCAGGCCUGUUUCCGUGUCAGGUCUCACCAGACGGUGACGCCCGAGACGAUCCGCCGGGCAAACGCCAGAGAACCGACUCUAACCUGAGCUACAGGCCGUACCAGAACUAUCCCCCUAAACCCUACCAUAGUGCUACUCCUAGCCGUACCCACAUCAGGUUCAGCGGCGGCCAGGAGAAACCCUGGACUCCUAAACGCAAACUAAAGGAGAGCAGAGAGGGGAAGCGUUUCACUACAGGUAC